GGAGGACUCGCGCACUCGAGGCAGCCGGACCAUGGGGCGCUCUCACCAGCUGAUUGACGGGCUGCGGGUCUCGCCGCCUUCUCUGGAGGCCCCCCCAGCAACGUCAGCCUGCUCGAGAGCAGCGACUGACUGAAGCAGGCGAGGAGACAACCAGGCAUGGCUGACCCUCUGCGCAGGACCCUUUCCAAGUUGCGGGGCAGACGGUCGCAGCGAGGGGCGGCAAGCGCGGGGGAAGCCUCUGGGCACCCGAACUGCGCCAGCGGCGGCGCCCUCCACUGUAAAGCCCAGCAGGCUCUGCGGCCCCCGGGCAACGGAGCGGCAGGAGUGCCGUGCGCUCUUCUCGGGAGGCCGGCGGGUUGCCCCACGGUCCUCGCGCCGUCCUCGGAAGAGCUGGGGCUGUCGGAAACGCGGGGGAAGACGGCGGCGAUGCCGGGGGAAGGACUGCCGGGAGCCACCAUCGCCUGCCCUUGCCCCACUGGAUUCGUUCGGGAAGGGAGGGCGCUGCAGCCACCUAGCCCCCCGGGGCUCCGUGCGCCCCCUCCUCCUCCGACCAAGCUCUGCUUCUCCGCCCCCGUUUUCCCGGCGGGUGCGAACUCCGGAUCUCCCCUGGAGAGGGGCGGUGGCAGCGAGGAGGACGAUUACUACGACAACCAGAGCCUGCCCGGUUGGGGCUGCCAAGGAGCGCCUGGAGCGCAGGAAGCAGCGCGGGGAAACAAGGACGGUGGCGAGGCCGGCAGCCUCAGGGCCGGGGCGCGGGAGAGUACAGGCAGGCUGCGAAGCCAGCUGCAGGAGGCCUAUUACCUCCUCAUCCACGCCAUGCACGAUUUGCCCCCGGCCAGCCCCACCGGCGGGGCCCGCUCGCCUCAGCCGCCGGCUGGCUCUCCCUCUGGUCUUGGGGAGAGCAGGGAUGCUUCUAGCGGGGACGGCUGCUCCCGGCUGCAGGUGACCCAUCCCGGCUCUCCACCCUCGGCCAGGGGCCCUGCCUGGCGCCAGGGCAUUAGCAAGAGCCUGGAAAGUCUCCGGCCCUCGGCCAAGCCGCUGCUCUUGCCGAGGUGCUUGAGCGACGGCGAGCUCCGAGAGUCGCCGACGCCCCGGGGCCACCUGCCGCAGGAGCCGGGCACGAGGCGGGAAGCCACUUUCCUCUCAGCUGCCGCCGCACGGCCCAGCCGCAACAGCUGCGAAAGGUGCCCGAGCGACCGAAGCGCUCGUGAGGGGCUUCCGUCAGCGCAGCUGCUGCUCCCGCAGUUUGCCCCCGAGCUGGGCAGCACCUUGGACGAGGCUGUGGUGCUGGGAAGUGCCGAGGUAGAGCCGGCAGCUGCGGGCAGCGAAAGCAGCCAGAGGCACCCUCUGGCAGGCGCCCACGAAGGCCCCUUCAAGCCGCCUGCGGUGACCGUGAGGAAGCUCCAGAAGUGGAUGUACAAAGGCCGCCUGCUCUCGCUGGGCAUGAAAGGGCGAGGCGGUACAGCCGGGCCUGCCUCCGCUUCCCCCUCCAAGGCCACCGGGACCUGCGGGAUGCUGCUGGGCAGAGAAGAGGGACCGGCUGUUCCUUCUCCCGCCCACAUGAGGGGACCAGGCAGCAGAGCUCUUGUGUCUCCUUCCGACCAAAGAAUUUUGCUGACAGAUUUGAUUGAAAAUGUUUACAUACCUUCCAUGAACAGAAGAGAACUUAAGAACUUUAAAUCUAGUGAAAUUGCUGAGUGUAAGCCUCAAAUUGCUAGCAUCACGGUAUCUAAGAAACGAAAUUGGUUACAUCAGAGUUCCCCAAGAGUACCUAAUCUGGAGAAAGGAAAUUCUUAUAAGAAAAUUUCAGGAGAAACUCACCAGCUAUUCAAAUCUCCCAGUCCUUUGCUCGAGCCCAAAAUGCCUCAGACUUUCCCCAAACUUCUAGGGUAUGAAUGCCCUAACAGAAGAGUUGGUUCUGCACAUGUUGCUGUGAAUGAAGCAAGCCCUUUGGCACUACAAAACCAUACUCUAGAAUUUGGUGAUGAGAAUGAUGCAGAUGAUGAAGGAGAAAUAUGGUACAAUCCCAUCCCUGAAGAUGAUGAGCCUGACUUCUCUUGUUUUGUUCAUAACAAUGCUGGCAAUUCAGAUUCCCAAGCCAUGAAUUGCAAGACUUCCUCUGCAAAUUACUCGAUUAAAGAUGCAGCACAUAAUGAAGGUUUUCCACAGUCUUUCAACUGUAUUGGAGAUGCUCAGCCCAGGGAAAUUAGUCAAGUCAAUUGUGUCCAUUCCAUGGAACUUUUGCAAGUACAGAAGCCAAAGCCUGCAUGCUCUACUCUGAGUGGAUUUGUCAUGGAGGAUAAUUCUACAUUAAAAGGUCCUUCAGGAGGACCUGGGAUCUUGACUGCAAGCAAAACUGAAAUGGGAGCAGCCGAAUGUUCUCCUUCAAGUCCUAACCCUUCAAAAAAGAAUAGUUCAAUAAACUGGUCUUUCCAUGAUAAAAUAAAAUCCCCAAGAACUGUAAGGAAGCUUUCCAUUAAAAUGAAAAAAUUACCAGAGCUCAGUAGGAAACUCAGUGUCAAAGGAAAUUCAAGCCAUAAUAGCUCAGAUAAUUCUUCCUUGAUUAAAAAUAAUUGUCAGGAUAUAGGCCAUGCAUCAUUGCCCUCUCCUGGGAACAUAACAGCAGCAGCUAGCAGGAAUGUUAUAAGUCGAUAUCACCUUGAUAGCAGUGUGUCCUCACAACACAACUACAAAAAGAAAAGCAACGGGAGUUCCAAAUCCUCCAGCAAAGGAGGCUACCUCAGUGAUGGAGACUCCCCUGAGCUUAUAACAAAAUCAGGGAAAAAUGCAGCUGAAAGCAGGUCUGGGAAAGGAAAGGAAGUGUUCCCAAACAAUAAUGGUAGUAAAGCAGAAAUAGACAUUGACGCUUUUAGACAUUACAGCUUUUCUGACCAGCCCAAAUGUUCCCAAUAUAUAUCUGGGCUCAUGAGCAUUCACUUCUAUGGAGCUGAGGAUUUAAAACCACCACGGAUGGACUCAAAAGAUGUCUUCUGUGCAAUUCAGGUAGAUUCAGUUAAUAAAGCAAGGACUGCCUUACUGACAUGCAGAACAACUUUCCUGGACAUGGACCACACUUUCAACAUAGAAAUUGAAAAUGCCCAGCACUUAAAACUAGUGGUCUUCAGCUGGGAGCCCAUGCCAAGGAAAAAUCGGGUCUGCUGCCAUGGGACAGUGGUUCUUCCUGCUCUUUUUCGCGUGACAAAGACUCAUCAGUUGGCCGUGAAGCUGGAACCUAGAGGUCUUAUUUAUGUCAAGCUGACUCUGAUGGAACAGUGGGAGAACUCUCUUAAUGGGCUAGAUGGAGAAAGAGAGCCAGUAAUGUUUGGCGUCGAUGUUCGGAAAGUUGUUGAGAAGGAAAAUGUAGGCUUGAUGGUACCCCUCUUGAUGAAGAAGUGCAUUGUGGAGAUUGAAAAGAGAGGCUUCCAGGUUGUAGGCCUGUACCGUUUAUGUGGCUCAGCAGCUGUCAAGAAAGAGCUCCGAGAAGCCUUUGAAAAGGAUAGCAAAGCGGUUGCUCUCUGUGAAACCCAGUACCCAGAUAUAAAUGUGAUAACAGGUGUCCUCAAGGAUUAUUUAAGAGAACUGCCUUCCCCCUUGAUAACCAAACAACUCUAUGAUGCAGUAUUGGAUGCCAUGGUGAAAAACCCAUUGAAAAUGGCAGCAAAUGGAUGUGAUAAUGACCCUAGUGAUUCUGAGCAUACAGUAUCCCUCUUAGAUUGCCUGCCAGACAUUGAAAAGGCCACUCUAAGGAUGCUGUUGGACCAUCUGAAAUUGGUGGCUUCAUACCAUGAAGUAAAUAGAAUGACAUGCCAGAACCUAGCUGUGUGUUUUGGACCUGUAUUGUUGAGCCAGCGGCAGGAAACCACCAACCAUAACAACAGAGUAUUCACUGAUUCUGAAGAGCUUGCUAGUGCCUUGGAUUUCAAGAAGCAUAUAGAAGUUCUACAUUACCUACUUCAGCUAUGGCCAGUGCAACGUUCAGCUGCCAAAGAAUCUGCACUGCCUGAGCAGCAGUCCUCGGUGAACUAUCUGAGACCGAAGAAGCAACGACCUCAAAUGCUGAACUUGAACAGUGCUGAAAUAUCAGGGAUACUGAGGUCCAGAACAGCCAGACUGGAUAGUCCUUCAAGUAACCGCUAUGCUGGAGAUUGGAGUGGUUGUGGGGAGAACUACUUCAUAAACCCCAAAGAGUCUCUGAAUGAAGCAGACUAUGAUGAUGUUCCUUCAGAAGAUGCAGAAAGUGAAGAUGAUGGCAGCAGAGUAGACAGUUCAGAUAAGCUGAUAGAACAACCUCAUUGCAUGUCCAAAGAGCAUACAUUUCAGGCCUAUUUGGCAAUGCAAACAAUGGAUUCUACAGUAAACCACAGAGUAAACCUCAAAGACCUGCAGGAAAGCAUUGACACUCUGAUAGGAAACCUGGAACGGGAACUCAAUAAAAACAAGCUCAAUAUCCGUUACUAAUAAUAGUCUCCUGCACUGCGGACUUUGGUUGGUAUGUCCUUUCCCUUGUUUCUUUCCCAAGAUUUGUCUGCAUCCCAAGAUUUCCCAGGAUUUGGGGUGGAUGAUCCUGACCUUGAUUGGAGUGCUGGUAUUUUAAUUGCAUUGUGCGUUGGUUAUGAUCCUCAAAUAGACUUAGUGCCUUCAAUUACACAAUGUUACUUUCUGUCCUUUUCUUCCCAUCCACCCCCUUCUUGUUUUGAAGAUGGGAUUGGCCUGACCCUCCUGGGUUUAAAGUCAUCAUGUAUUUAAGAAAAUGCCUUUAGAAAUUUCCCUUCCCCUUCUUCAAGGUACUAUAUGCACUUGUGAAAUUUGGACAGUUUAUGGAAGAUAUGUAAGGCAUCCCCUCUGUCUACAUUACACAGGAAUAGUGUUCCUAAAGUUCCUGAAACUUUAACCGUGGUAUGGAUGUUCUCCUAGAAGGGAGGAUUAAUGUUGCUGCUUAUGUGAUAAUUUGCAGCACAAAUUGUAGGUAGAUCAUGUUCUACCGUAUUUUGACACCUCUUUACUUGCGAUGCAAAAGCUGCUAUGAAAAAUGCUUUAUAUAUAUUAUAUAUAUUUGAAAAAAGGUUUUGUACAAUGAUUAAUGUAUUCCUGUAUUAACACUUUCCAGCAAUUAUUUAAACCUGCAAAAAUGAAAUAUUUUUCUAACUUUUUUUGUACAUAUUUAUAUAUUAAACAUGGGGCUUGAUCAAGUCCACCAUGGGUGCAACACCUAUAGGUGCAACACCAAUGCUUGGAAGAUACACUUCAGGGUAUAGCAAUCUUUCCCCCCCCCCCGUCCCCCUGAAGGAUGCAUGGAUGUGAGAUUGCAUAGGUGUGGAGCCGGGCUGUUAGGUUAAAUGGGAAGCCUGUUUGGCCUUCUCUUUCCAUUAGGUCAGGGAAUGCAAGCAUUGCAUGGGGACAGGGUUCUCGAUACUGUAUGCUCUAUGGGAAUCCCUCAACACACAGGUGCUAUAUCUACUAAAUCAUUUGAUAGACCUGGAUUAAGCCCUUUGUUAUGUGGCUGUUUUGAAAAGUGGCACAUUAGCUUUGAAUAAGGGUAUCACUUCUAAUAGAGGCUUAUAUUUUUGUGAUGCCAAAAUAAGGGGCUACCUAAGCAAAGGUGGAUGACUCUGAGUAGAGGGGAGUGGGGGAACAUCUGUGGAGCUUGAAGGCUACAGCUUGCUUUUUUAAAAAAUGUGCAAAAUCAUAACUUGCCUGGAUAACACACUAUACUUAUCACGCUACUUUGCCAUUUGUGCAAUUUCUGCUAACAGACCACAAAUAGGAAUUUUUAGACACAUUUUGGAGAUGAGGAGAAUGAUCACUUGAUCAGAAGUAGUUGUUUUACAUUGCUCACCAGUGUUUAUAUUGUUUAAAGUGUGUGUUUCCCCCAAAUAUACAUACUUGUAACCUGUCCAAAGAUCAGCCAGAUUCUGUUAGGGGACCAAGUGCUAAUUCUUGCAUGAUCAAGGGCCUGGGAUUUUGCUAAUGCCAAAUGUUCAAAAUAGUAAAAUGUACAUACAAAAGUAAGGUGUAAAAAAAAAAGACUGACUUGCUACUGUCUGUUUGCAUUUUAAGCCAUAUUCUCAAUGUAUUGGGCUAAUUCAAGGGCAUAUAUUUCUAUACCAAACUGUGUUUGGUAGGGACUACAUGUUGGUUUACUCUAUAUUCAGGCCCCUUAUUGAGUAUCAUCACUUGGAUCUUGCCUUUACAUGUUUUUUCCUGUAUGGAGAAGUAUUGUCAUACCACAUGAUGGUCAGACUUAACUGCGAAUGUGGUCAGUGCCUUCUUGUCUGCUGAGGAAGAAGUAGCCACUAGGUACUGAGUUGCAGGGAGUGUGAAAGGAAACCACUGCAAUGACCUGAUCAGACAAAAGCACUGUAUCUAGAAGAAAACAGCAGGACACAUUACUGCGGGAACUGUGUUCAUAUUCUGCAACUUACCUUCAGCAUGCUCUUAUGCAUGUUUACUCAGAAGUAAGCAUUGUUCAUACAGUGCCAUGCCUUAGUAAGUAUGCUCAGGACUGUAGUAUUAACAUUUAUGGUUAUUUGCAGCCUACCUUCAUGAGUUCAAAUCUGCUGGUAAGAGCUACACGAAUAUUGAAGGUUGAAGUCAUCUGGAAUAUUAUGACAGGCUCAUAAACCAGCUUGGUACAUAGGCAGUGCAAAUAGGUUAUCCCUAACUUGUGCCUCUUAUCCCAUGUCCAUGUAGUAGAAUGACCAAGGUCCUGCAUGUGCAUAUCCCAGUCAAGCAGUCCAUAUGCCUUAAAUGGAUGUGCAAUCAGAGAUGAGUGGCAAUCAGAGCAUACAUUCUUCAUGUGGUGAUGGGAGGAGAGGUAUACCCCAGGCCCUCAUGCCCUGAUUAAUGUAGAUUCUGCAGUCCAGUUGGUAUUUGAACUGUCCCUUGGUCUGCAUAAAAAUGUCUAUAGAAGAGGGCAAUGUUGUGUCCCACAAUUCAGUCUCUUGCUGGGUUCCAUGAUGUACUAAAUAGCAUACCAUUUUUAUAUCUUGUCCAGAGAAAUACAGACAGAAAAAAUGUGUAGGAAAAAAUAUGACAAUUCUGUGAACAAGGAGAAUACCUUUUUUUAAAAAAAAAUGUAUAUGUAAAGGCUUGAGAACAUUUGAAGCUUUUGUUCAAAUAUGUUUAUUUUUGUUUCAUUAAUUGCCACAAAAAAUUAAAGCUGUGUGUUGAGUAUAUACAUUUUAAAGCUUUUCUUGGCAGUUGUCUUAAAAGAGUAUGGCAACUUCUUCAGUUCUGCCCUUAGAAGAGUGAAUGUGAUAAACCCUUUAGAUUUACUCUCAAACAUUUCAUACAUUAGUAGUUAACCAAAGCAAACACUAUUCUAAUGCAAGUCUCAGUGAAAACUGAACUUCUUGCCUGUCUAGCCAUAAGGUCCAAGAAUAAAAGUCAUGCAGUCAGAUGCCUCGUAAAAGAUGAGGACUAAGUUUGUAAUGUACACAAGUCAUACUUUUAAAGGAUUUUUGUUUAUAAAUCUAAGUGUAGAAGGGGCUAGUUAUCUCUAAAUGAUGUUCUGGAUUUCAGCAGCCUCCAUAAUGUGGGACUGAAUUUUCUCUUGUUUUAGUCCAUUAUCAGCUCCCCCGCCCCCCCUCCAUGGACCUGAUGUAAAUGGUAUUUAACUUGUCCUUGCCCUGCUAUAUAUUGUCUGAUUGUUUUUAGCUAUUUAUUUACAAUAGGAUGACAGAAUAUUUGUGCACGUUUUUGCCACCUUUCUUCUCCCUAAAGAAAUGUCUCAGCAUUAUAUCCAGCAUCCUUUAUUAAUUUAUUAUUAUCACUAGUGUGGAAAAUACACUGUACAAUCACAGCAAUACAAUAACUAUGGUACUGUUUGAAAACCUCUCUUUUAACCUGAAGCAUUUAUGCAUAAAUCAGCGUGUUUUUUAAAGUAUAUGUACAGGAAUUAUGGAUUAUUUUUAAACUGUUAAUUCUGAAUAAAACCCAAAUUAAGAAUAAAAA
Molecule: messenger RNA, 7953 nt
Organism: Eublepharis macularius
Lineage: Eukaryota; Metazoa; Chordata; Lepidosauria; Squamata; Eublepharidae
Gene: SYDE2
Product: synapse defective Rho GTPase homolog 2
Exons: 7
Coding region: 157-4458 (1433 amino acids)
Biological process (GO): signal transduction
Source: RefSeq, a predicted model, not a curated record